Xenopus laevis (African clawed frog) is the source of this 2487-nucleotide messenger RNA. RefSeq names its product tissue factor pathway inhibitor 2 S homeolog (gene tfpi2.S). Gene Ontology annotation, cellular component: extracellular region. The record is from RefSeq and is a predicted model, not a curated record. Gene Ontology annotation, molecular function: endopeptidase inhibitor activity; peptidase inhibitor activity; serine-type endopeptidase inhibitor activity. The coding region runs from base 155 to 829 and encodes 224 amino acids. Lineage: Eukaryota; Metazoa; Chordata; Amphibia; Anura; Pipidae. The transcript is spliced from 5 exons.
UGUUCUGCCCACAGUGCUGGGGAAUGAGCUCUCCCCUCAUUGUAUAUAAAAGUCUACAGGAGAGUUGGUGGUUUACACUUCUCUCUCUAGCCUGCUUUGCACAAGCAUCUGACUUGCUGCUCCUGGAGUCCAGAGUCCAGACCAACACCCAGACAUGCACCCCUCCUCCUUCCAGGCUCUGAUGGCAGCCAGCCUCUUCAUUCAGGUCUAUGGCUCACCCAUGCAAGGUAACAGCGCAGUUUGCUUGUUGCCCCCUGACGAGGGCCACUGUAGAGCUCUAAUCCCACGUUAUUACUAUGAUCGAUACACACAGACUUGCCAAGAGUUUUUCUACGGGGGUUGUGAUGGAAACGCAAAUAAUUUUGUGUCGAUGGAGGACUGUGACAAUUUUUGCUGGAAGAUCAAAAAGGUUCCUAAGGCUUGCAGAAUGGAUCCUGAUGAAGGACCUUGCCGCAGCCAUAUAAAGAGAUACGCCUACAACAUGAAGACAAUGAGGUGUGAGCAGUUUAUUUACGGAGGCUGCUACGGCAAUGACAACAACUUCCAAGAUAAAGCCUCUUGUAUGGACUUGUGCGCACCAAAGCGAGAUGCUCCCAGUUUCUGUUAUAGCCCAAAGGAUGAGGGAUCGUGUUCUGCUUCUGUUACUCGCUAUUAUUUUAACAUUGAGAGCAAAGCCUGUGAAGAGUUUGUAUAUACUGGGUGUGGUGGAAACUCAAACAACUUUAUCAAAAUGGAAGAUUGCAACAGUGUGUGCAAGAAAGGUAAUAAAAGGCCAAGAAACCCAAAUCCCAAAAUACCUCGCAUUCGAAGACCGACGAUACAGUCAUGAGGACAGAAAAGACCAAACUAGCCCUUUGCAUCAUUUGCAUUAGCACCAUGUUGGCUUUUUGCAGCUGACGUCCAUACUGCAGAGCAUGCGUAGCAACUUUCUGGGACCAAAAAGAUCGAGACAGAAUUGACCCACUGAAACACAUGCUUCGCAUUUAAAGGGAAUUUUUUAAGUAUAUUUGUGCACUUAUAAUAUUCUUUAUUUCUGACCAGUGCAAUUUCCUAAUUGUGCAGCUAUUUAAUGUAGGUAACUGUGAAACAAUACUGAGACAAAUGUGACAUAUAUAUAUAUAUAUAUAUAGUGGGGAACAAUGAAUGGGUAAAACACUGACAUCAUACAGUAUAUAUAGGUAUGGGGUCUAUUAUCUAGAAACUAGAAAUUGUCCAGGAUGCUUUUAAAAUUAGCAAUGUUGUUGCUGGUGGAUUCCAGCCUAAAUUCCAGUUAAAGUUGAAUUUGAUAUAUAAAUAAAAUACAUUUGCUUGCCUAGCUACUCAUGGAAACCCAGGACUAAUUUGCUGUCCCAGAUAAUUUUAGAGUUAAAAAUGGCUGAAGCACCACUGUAACCAAAUGUUAGACCUCAAAAGGAUGAGGGCUAAACCCCAAAAAGUAUAUAAAAAAAAACACUGCCCUAUAGACUUUAGAGAAUUGUUUAUGAAACAACUAUUCAGAAUUUCCCCGAUUUGCUGUUCCUCUGUAAUAGCAAAGAAAUACGUUCUCAAAAACAGGACUGGAUCAUUAUCUACCUCCUGACAUUGGAGCUGUUGGUUGACAGCUCUAUUUCUGUUUAAAUAUAUUUUAUUUGAUUUAACAUAAACAAGAAAAAUUAAUAUGACAGCAUAAAUUAAGCAGACUUAGAGAAUGUGCUGCAAUAAAUACAGGGACAUUACUUUUUCAAAUAUUAGCUCUAUUUCUGUAUGAGCUGCAGGAGUGCUCAAGUUUAGUAGGCCCUAACAUGAUAAGGAUGUGGAACUCCGUUACUUCUGUUUAUCCCCAUCAAUCACAGACAAAGAUUGCUACAGGUCUAGUCACCUCUAGCAACCAAUCACCUGGUAGCAUUUUGUGGUCACUUGUUUGAAAACGAACACCUAAUUGAUUGCUAUGUGUCAUUGCACCCGGGCAAACGUUGUGCUUUUUUAUUACAUAUGGCCAUUGCCUUAAAAGUAGGGAUGCACUGAAUCCCAGAUUUGGUAUUUGGCCAAAUCAGAGGCUUUUUCAGCAGAAUUUGGCCAAGUACCUGGCUGAAACCAGAUCUGAACCCUUAAAAGCAUGUGAUUUUAGGUCACAUGAUAAAAGAAAUUGCACAUUUAUUUUCUCUAGGUCAUGCGGCAGUUUUUUCCCCUGUUCCAUUGGCAUAUGCAAUUUAGGGUUUGAGAUUUGGCUAAAUACAAAAAAUGGAUUUGGUGCUUCCUUACUUAAUGAGCAUGCUAGGAGAUGCAUUCAGAACAGCUUGAGAUAUUCAUGUAAUUAAUUACUUACCCCGUAAUUAAUGGCUUCAAAUUACUCUACCAGAGAAACCUGCAAAAAAACGAACCAGUGAACAGGCACUUCUGGAAUACACUUUACAGUAUAUUUUAUACUUUUUAAAAAAAAUAACAUCUGUAUGUAAUAUUUUAAUUAAAAAAAAACAAUAAACCAACUUUGGGUCAUUAUUUUUGGUG